This is a messenger RNA of Elgaria multicarinata webbii, 4513 nucleotides long. RefSeq names its product TAM41 mitochondrial translocator assembly and maintenance homolog (gene TAMM41). Gene Ontology annotation, molecular function: phosphatidate cytidylyltransferase activity. The record is from RefSeq and is a predicted model, not a curated record. NCBI's taxonomy places the organism in Eukaryota, Metazoa, Chordata, Lepidosauria, Squamata, Anguidae. Gene Ontology annotation, biological process: cardiolipin biosynthetic process; CDP-diacylglycerol biosynthetic process. The transcript is spliced from 8 exons. The coding region runs from base 46 to 1047 and encodes 333 amino acids. Gene Ontology annotation, cellular component: mitochondrion.
GCGCCUUGUCGCUGCUGCCGCUGCCGCCGCCGCCGCUUUGCCCGCAUGUCUUUGACGACCUCGGCGGUGAAAUUCCGCCAGAUCUUAGCCCAUUUCCCUCAAGAGUUCAGCCUCGCCUUUGCUUAUGGGUCUGGGGUCUUUCAGCAAGCGGGGGCCUCUGCCAGGGAAACUGAGAACAAUAUGCUGGAUUUUGUGUUUGCUGUUGAUGAUUCCGUAACAUGGCAUAAGAUGAACCUGUUAAAGAAUCGGAAUCAUUAUUCCUUUCUAAAAUAUUUUGGCCCCAAGCCAAUCAGUACCGUCCAGAACUAUGGAGCAGGGAUUUACUACAAUACACUAGUGCCUUGUGAUGGCAGGGUUAUAAAAUAUGGAGUCAUAAGUACUGAUGCUCUGAUGGAAGACUUGCUUCACUGGAAGACUCUCUAUGUAGCUGGGCGUCUGCAAAAGCCGGUGAAAAUCCUUACCCAAAACGAGAAUGUUUACCUGCAAUCUGCCCUCACUAGCAACUUGAAGAGUGCCGUAACAGCAGCCUUCCUCAUGUUGCCCGAAAGCUUCUCUGAAGAAGAUCUCUAUAUGCAGAUUGCUGGACUGUCCUAUUGUGGUGAUUUCAGAAUGAUAAUUGGAGAAGAUAAGUCAAAAGUUAUGAACAUAGUGAAGCCCAACAUGUUACAUUUUCAGAUGCUCUACAAUCACAUAUUGCAAGAUUGCCCCCAAGUGGUGUACAAGCACCAGCUGGGUAAGCUAGAGAUAGAUAAGAGUCCAGAAGGUCAAUUUACACAGCUAAUGGCUCUGCCAAGGACCCUGCAGCAACAAAUAACUUCUCUCAUGGAUCCUCCAGGGAAGAACAGAGAUGUGGAAGAAAUUUUAUUGCAAGUUGCUCAUGAUCCUGACUGUGGAUUAGUAGUACACCAGGGCAUUUCAGGAAUUGUGAGAUCGUCCAGUCUAAUUCAGAGUGCUAAAACCGCCCUAACAGCUGGUAUGAAAAAAUCGUUGAGUUACAGCUUGAAGAAGAUGUACAAAAUGACGAAAGGAUGGCUAAGGAAGACAUGACGUCUGUGGGUUUGGACGUUUUCAAAAAUUGACUGAUGGUCUUCUGGCUAAGGAUUAUUCCAAUUCUACCUGUUGUAUCACCUUGCCUUGGAAAAUUAAGAAUAUGCAGAAACAUGUUUGUGGUAUUUAUAUACAAACUGUCUUGCAUGUAAGAGAAACAGAGAUCUUCAUUUUCCGCUUUCUUGAAGAACAUCUGGGCUUCCCCACCCCCACCCCCCGAUGAUUCUUUAGAACUGCUCUUUUUCUACGUUUGAGUAUGUGCCGUGUGUGUGUGUCGUGUUUCUAACUCCUACAAAAUGACGUCUUUUGCCAUUCUUAUAUUGCUGUGUCAUCUCUGAUCAUGUUUGUGCCAACAGUUCUUCUGCAGGAUUGGCCCAUGAUCUUGCAUCUUUUACUUCAGCAAGAACUCAUGAUGGUCUAAUCACAGCUGGAGAAACACCGGAUAGCACUGAACUGAACUCUUUUACUCGUGGCACUCUUGCUGUGUAGAGUUGCAUGUCAAGUAACUUUGAAAAAGGUCAGCCAUUUGUUUUUAAGGCAUGGUUGACAGCAGCAUAAUUCACAGCCAAAUAUUGGUGAGCGGGUCAUAUUUCAAAAUAAGGUCAGGUUAUAGUUGAGCUUCUGGGUCCAAUAAUGUGUGGGUGUUUGGAUAUAUAAUUUAAGAGUGCUGCUGCACUGCCAGUUCACAGAGAGCUUUUAAUGUCAACCUAUGGUUAAAAUCAGGGAACAGUUAUCUUAUUCCUUAGUGUAUAGGCUGCUUUCCUCCCUCACCACUCCAAAUCUAUGAACUUUAGUUUACUGAGGCACAAAGGAGGGCAGCCGAAACUUGUUUUUCUUUCAGAGUUGAUCAGGAAAGUUCCAUUGUACUAUAUUAUUUGACUCCCCAGCAUGGAUCCUAAAAGUAAUCCCUCAUAGGGCAAAGUGGAAAUAAGUAAUGAUUGUAGGGAGGGGGUGGUCCACUUGCUAAAGCUAUGUACUUAUACAACUGUGCAGAGAUGUUUAACAUAUAGAGACAUGGGCAAGGGCCUCUGGAGUGUUUUGGGGCCUCUGUGUAAGUGGCCUUUGCAUUUAAAGAGAAAUGCUUGGAACGAAGGAAUUGAAAAUGACAUUCCUUUUGAAGAUUAUACCAUGAUAAACAGUUCUACGUUCAUGUUUGCUUAGAAGGCAUUCUAGACUUCGGGUUAAAAAAUUAAUUUAAAUUUGAUUAUAGUCCAGCCUCUUUCAUGAGCUGAAGGCAGGUAACUAUAAAUGUAUGUAAAUUUGAAUUGGAGGCCCAGUUAGCAUGAGGGCCUGAAAGCUCAUAACAGUGAUUUUUAAGGGCUUAAUUCACACUUUCAAUUUCUGUGGUAAUAAAAAUAGGAAAAAGCAACCACAAAAGGAAGGAAUAUUUCAUUAAAAUAGUAUAAAGGGCUUACCUAUGUCCAUUAUACUAUUGAAAGUUGUCACAGAAAAAGGCUAGAGGUUUACAGAGUUUGGGUAUCUUAUUUUCAUGAUCAGUUUGAGGCAAACCUUGCUCAUGUUUUAGUGCUAUUGAAAUGGGGGGGGUAUAGGAACCUCUUGUGAUGGAAGGCUUUAUAUUCCAAAUUUACAUGAUUAUUGUAUGUCCAAAGGACUAACGUAAAACUGAUUGUUAAUAUAGUAAAGGGGGACGGUUCAUACUACCGGACAUGUACUGUCAGCUGUUUAUUUUCUGAAGAGCUCUUUUGCAAAGUCCCCUGCUUACUUUUUGAACAUGGAAGGUAUUUAAGAAUCUCUUGUGGGGCCAAUCUGCCCGUAUGCCUGGAACUUGCACACUGGAACAGUCCUGCGGACCUCUCUAGAUUUUAGCUCUGGCCUCUAGCUCUGAAUGCAGUGCCCCUUGCCAGAUCUGCUUUACUAAACCAGCUGAAAACCCAAAAGCUUGCAAUCCUGUGCACAUGCCACUGACUUUGAUGGGGUGGAAUUAAUUCUGCCUGAUGACGGCUGCAGACCCUGGUCUUUACACAUAAAUGUGGCAGACCUGUGUUUAACAUGGGACUGGAGGGCUGCAAAUAGAUGUUACCCAGCCCCCAUGCAAGCUGUGCGGAAGUGUUUGCAUGUGCCAGUGCUGUGCUUGAGGUAGGGCUGAACCUUAGUAGUACAGCACAUAAAUGCAAGUUCAUUCGCUAGGGAUGGAAAAGACUCCUGCCUGAAACACUGGAGAGCCGUGGCCAGUCAAGAGUAGAUGCUACUGAGUUAGACAAGCCAGCGCUCUGACUUGGUCGAAGGCAGCUUCCUGGGCUCCUAUGGUGAACCCUCUUGUGUUAGCCAGGUGAAUACCAGUGUAUUCAGCUACCUGCUUUAAGAGGCUUGUGAAAGCCAAUCUGGGAAUUGUAUGCUAAUAAAUGGUUUCCAUUCUCCAUGCAAAUGAAUGGCAAUUUGAAUCUAAAUGCUUAAUGAUUAGGUAGACUAGGAAGGAGAAAGUUUCUGCUUGACCUCUUGGCAGAACCCCAAGAGCAAUGCAGGACACUUGUGAUGGCAGUGAAGUCUGGAGGGAAGGAGGGAAUAAAGAGUUGCAUCCAACUGUGGUCAUUCUGCUGAUGGAAGCAAUUGCAUCAGCAGAACCGGGUGGGGGGACAAUGCCCCCUUCCCAUCCAUCAGCCUCCAUGUGCCCUCAAAAAUGCUGGGAAACCCUCUGGAACAGCUGUUUGGGCAGCACAAGAAGGAGAGAGGGAGAAAGUCCCAUUAUUCUGGAGGACUUCCUGCCAGUGUGACGUGGGAUUUAAGCCAAAGGUUAUGUAGCCCGAACAGUGGUAUACGAAAUUCACAUAAGAAGUGGAACCAACUGGUAUCCAAAUGGAGUCCUGCGUUUUUAAAAACUGAAGCUAGUAAUGCCAAAUCAAUAUAUUCCUAUUCAUAUGCUAAUUCUCCUGUCUUCCUUCAUAGGUCAUCUGCUGGGGUAACCAAAGUGAUUUCAUUGUCAAACUUUUGUCAGUUACUGAAAUGGCUCCAGGUAGUCAGUCUCAUCCAAAUGUUUCUGGAAUUGAACCGCUACCCACGAGGAGUACCUUGCCAAAAAUGGGAGGUUAGCCACUGGCUGACAGUUCUUGCAACUGUCAGAAUCCAGUGAGGACAUCUUAAGGAGCGGCACUAUUUAAUUUUAGAAAGAGAGUAAAUGGCAACCAUAAGGCAACUUUGCAGAAGACAGCUUUUUAAACUUUAUUGCUAAAGCUAUGAGAUGUGCAGUUUAUAAGGUAUGAAACCUCAAAUCCAAAUGAAGGCAAGACAGCUAUUACCCUUGAAGAACUGUGUUCUUAUUAAUUGUGUGUGUGUGUGUGUAUGUGUGUGUGCGUGUGUGCAUCUUGGAGACUUCAUCUCUCCUCUCCCUCCCCCACCCCCAGCAGUGGUGCCUUUCCUCCCUUCUUUAUUGGUGAAUACAUCUUCUCUGUGAAUAUGUAUUUCUGUAUUUUAUAAUUGCAUUCCGAGCAAUAAAAUAAUUGUGUUUGAA